AUGUCUGCCACUGCCAGCGUGAGUGUAGAGCCUUCAUAUCAGAAGGAACAAUAUCCAGACUGUACGAGAUGUAAAAAUCCGAUAACAACAGGUCACGCAUAUGAAUUAGGUUAUGACAGGUGGCACACGCACUGCUUUUCCUGUUACAAAUGUGAGAAGCCACUAAGUUGUGAUUCUGAUUUCCUUGUUUUGGGAACAGGAGCGCUGAUCUGUUUUGAUUGUUCAGAUUCCUGCAAGAACUGUGGUAAGAAAAUUGAUGAUUUAGCGAUUAUACUAUCUUCCUCUAAUGAAGCCUACUGCUCUGAUUGUUUUAUAUGUUGCAAAUGUAGCAAAAAGAUAGAAGAUUUGAAAUAUGCCAAGACGAAACGAGGUCUCUUUUGCUUAAGCUGUCAUAAGAAGCUCCUAGCGAAGAGGAAAUAUUAUGAAGAGAAACGAAGGAGAUUAGAAAAGAAUUUACCAGUUCUACCCAAUAAUCUAAACAAUAAUAGUGAUACCAGCAUUCCUUUAACGAUACCAGAUAGAUCACCUGAUCGACCAGCUUCUCCAACACAGAGCGUACAAAGUAACAUCCCUGCCAUCAUUACAUCUACUUCUGAAAGUAUAGUUGCACAGUAUCUCGAUGAUAGUAAGGGGGAAGAAGAAGAGGGAGAGAACGAAGAGGAAGAGGAAAGAGAAGGUGAGGAAGAAGAAGGAGAGGAAGAAGGACAAGCGAAAAUAAAUCAUAUCAGGAGCAUUUCAAUUGACGAAGUUCUGAAUGCAACGUUACAGGAUGAAGAAACUUCAAGUAAAACGCAAGAUGAUCCAUUGCUACUUUCUCCACCACUUUCAAAGACGGAAUAUAUGAAUUAUUCACCUCUUAGAAGCUCUCCUUUCAAUGGCGGAGUUCUUCGUUCGCCAAACAGAAAUGGGAUGAUCCUAAAUUACAAUGAAGAAGAUUCCGGAAGCAGCGAAGACUCUGAAUCUCAAGCUAGAAUAAACUUUUCCAACAAUAAAUCUCUCUUCGAUAGCCUACAACCAUUCAAAAAAGACCAAACUUUGAAGUCGUUGAAAAAAUCAACUUCAUCUAAUCAAAUUGCAAUUUCAGGUGAUACACAUUCAGGUUGGGGUGUUGUGCAAUCAAGUUCCCAGGAUAUACGUUCACGAAGGAUAGAAUCAAAGGGUCAAAGCGAUUCUACAAUUUAUACUAUGUUAGACAAGGUACGGGGCCCUGAAAAACCUCAAGCUAAUGUCUCUGCAUUUCGUACUCCUCCGAUUGACAGGAUUGGCAGACACAGUAAAAAUCCCAGUUGGACUAAUUAUUUUAACGAAGAUAUAGAUGAGAAAAAGGUGAUAAAAACCCAAGACCUUUUUGAUAGAUUAAGGAGGGACGUUGAAAUUUUAGAGAUAACCAAACAGGAACUAUUGCAAGAUAUCAGUAAACUAAGACAGGAGAAAAUCAGUGUAAUUGAAGAUUUGAAGACUUUAAAAUCAGAAAGAGAAUCAAGUCAAUCCUCUAAAGGAUGGAACAGCACUUCGAUCGAUGAUCGACCUCAGUCACCUCAAAAAAACGCGCUAGUUACAAGUAUCGCUAGACCUGCAACAAAACCUAAAUUUUGGAAGUUUUUUUCCUCAUCUUCAUCAUCGUCAGGAUCGUCACCAACCCAACAUGGUAAUAUUCUAAGCAUAUCUCAACCAUCCCCUCUUUCUUUAAAUUCAAACCCACUCUCGAAUGGGAAGCGUAACUUGGAAAUAUCUGGCCCAAUGAUACAAAAUCCUAAUGAAUUCAAAGAUUUAAACCUUAAGGCAAUCCAGCAACCAUUGCUAUCUGCUCCGACUACAAGUUCCGAUGGCCAAGACCUAUACAAUUCCACGCUUGUUCAGCGAUGCGUGUAUGAAAAUGCUGAUAUUCCAAAAAUUAUAACUACCUGCAUAAAUCACAUCGAAUCAGACGAAGAAAAUUUGAGAGUUGAAGGUAUUUAUAGAAAAUCAGGGUCUCAAAUUACAAUAGAACUUGUUGAAAGUCAAAUGGCCUCUGACCAAUUUGAAAUCAUCGAUUUUAAUGAGAUUGAUAUUCAUGCUAUCACAAGCGUACUUAAACGUUACUUGAGAAAACUUCCUAAUCCAGUAUUCUGCUUUGAUAUUUAUGAUUCUAUAAUAGAUGUGAUUAGAGAAAAUGAUAUGAUCUCAAAAUAUCCAAUUGGUAAGAGUAGUACUCAAAAUAUGGAGGAUGGUGUCAAACUAAUCAGGCGAGUACUAGAACGGUUACCACAAGAACAUUUAAACCUUUUGCAUUUAUUAUCACGCCAUGUCAAUUUGGUCAACAAGUAUAGUGAAUGGAAUCUUAUGCAUAUAAAAAAUUCAUCCCUUGUCUUCGCGCCAGGCCUCAUUAGAGAUCUUACGGGAGAAAAAGAUAUUAUAGACAUGAAAGAAAGAAAUUACGUCGUAGCAUUCAUAUUCGAAAAUUAUAAAAGACUCUUUCAGUAA
Messenger RNA from Kazachstania africana CBS 2517, 2463 nucleotides. RefSeq names its product GTPase-activating protein RGA1 (gene RGA1). The record is from RefSeq and is a predicted model, not a curated record. The coding region runs from base 1 to 2463 and encodes 820 amino acids. Gene Ontology annotation, biological process: regulation of GTPase activity; signal transduction. Gene Ontology annotation, cellular component: cytoplasm. Lineage: Eukaryota; Fungi; Ascomycota; Saccharomycetes; Saccharomycetales; Saccharomycetaceae. The transcript has a single exon.